Molecule: messenger RNA, 3205 nt
Organism: Ruditapes philippinarum (Manila clam)
Lineage: Eukaryota; Metazoa; Mollusca; Bivalvia; Venerida; Veneridae
Product: major antigen-like
Source: RefSeq, a predicted model, not a curated record
CCGUCAAAGGUCAUAAGGUCACGUAUUGUUGUUGCGAGCGUGGUACGUAAUGCGAAAGUGAAACUGAAAAUGAAUAUGGCGCGUUUUAGAUGGCAGUGAGAGUGUUUUAAAAAUUGCGAGAGUGUUUAAAAUGACAGCAGAAGUGUCAGAUGACGUAGAUAAAGCAGAUUCAAAAAAGAAGGUCCAUUUUGAAGAACAGGGCAAGAAUACCAAAGCAAAACAAAAGUCAAACAAGGCCACGAAGAAAAAGAAUGUCCAAUCUAAAGACGAUGAUAACGCAGAGCAAGCUGUUAACGAAGAAAAAGGUUCAGCAAAAGAUUCUGGUGGGAAACCAAAAUCAAAGAAAAAGCGUACCAAAGAUGGUGAGAGGAGUGCGAGAUGGAAGAAAGUUUCGUCAAAGAUUAAAGACCAAAAGAAUGAUGCCGCUAAGAAAGCAACAGCUGAUUUGAGUAAAACAUGGCCAUUUGUUGACUUUAAAGACCAACUUAAACUUGAUGGGGCAGAGGAGAGUCAGAUAAUAAAGAAUAAAGGGGGCGGAGCCCAGAAUAAACAGAAAUAUUCACCCCUAGAUAUAGCGAAAACAAACAUGCCCACUGUUGGGUUGUUAGGAAAAAACAAGGUCAAAGGUGAUUUUGAGUCAUUGGAAGUUCUGUCUGCAAUUGACGACCAGCAGAAUAGACGACAUAAGGAACGUAUCCAGUCCAAGCUUGAGGUCAUAAAUAAACGUGUACGCAAGACGCUUGAAGAUUACGGUAUGGAUGACGGCAGUGAAGAGGAAGAUGAUCCGUUAAGAUUGCCUGAGAUUAAAAGAUUUGAUUCCCAUUCAGAGCGGAAAAAGAAGAUAGAGGAAAGGAAUAAAGCGAUAGAUCGUAUUGAAGCGUUUGAGGAGAAGGCCGUUCUUAGGAAGCAGUAUUUGACAGAAGUAAUGAUUUGGUUUGAGGAAAAUGUUAACAUGUGCGCCGAUAUGGUGACACCAGAAGAGAUGUCGGAAAUGAUUAGGACCUCAUCUCAGCUACAUAAUGUGAUCAGUAAGUCGUUAGAUGAUUUUAUAACAGCUGGGGAUCUUGUGGUAAAGAAAGGUAAAUUAUUGCUGGAGGAAACUAGCAAGAUCAUAGCGGAGAGGAAAGCCGUGAUGGAAAAGAAGUUAGGAAAAGAAAGGAUUAUUGUCUUUGAUGAUAAGGCUUUACAUGGAGAUCCAUCGAAAUGGGAAUCAGCGGCCAAGACCAUUCUCUCUGUAUUUGAAGAAAGUCAUAAAAUGAUUAAGAAUUUGGCGUUUAAAAAUGCGAUUAGACUGUGUCAGAAACAGUUUGAUUAUAUGAUGAAAACAUACGACAAACGCGUGAAAGAGUUGGAUGAAAAGAAAAAACAGUGUUUGGAAUUGCAAGGGAAACUUAAUUUAGCCAAGUCGCAGUGUGAUAAACUUGGUAGAGAGAUAGAUGAUCAAAAGAGGAAAUUUAACAAACAAUCCCUGGAACUGUUUGAUACCAAAAACGCUCUGGAAAAGCUACAAACAAAGAAUAAGGAAAUGCAUGACAAGAUUGCGGAGUUAACUAGCAAGAUUAAAUAUAUACAAUCAGAGUUGACAGAGAUGAAGAGGACACCAACACCCCCUCCAACCCCUUCACCCCCUCCGUCACCUGAGAAAGUUUAUGUGAAGGUUGUUGAUUCAUCAACUGAACUAAAGCUGAAAGAAGUGGAAGAGGAACUAGAGGGGGCAAAGAGUGACAUAGAGAAAUACUUGGCAGAACUGCAGACAGUGAAAGAUUUGUGUCGUGCAGAACAAGAAAAGAAUAAAGGCCUGAUGGCGAGAAUCACAAUUUUGGAGAAAGAGGCUCAGGAACGACCAACGACUAACGUUCCCGAAACUCCUGUUGCAGAACAAGUUAACAAUGGACAAGAUAAAGAUGUGAGUUACGUCAAGACAUUGAUGACAGGCAUGAAGAAAGACUUUGAAGCAGAACUUGAGAAGGUCAAGUCACAUGUCAAGAAAGAAAAAGCAAGAGGUGAUGCAAGUAUAAAGAAAAUGGAAUUCCUUCAUAAAGAUCAAUUGACAAGCAUACAUAAAGACACUUUACGCAUGCUACGAGGAAUCAUGCAUUUCCGUGAUCACUUGAUGGUGUGUUUUGAGAAAGAGAACCUUGCUGAUCAAGCUCAGGCUCUGCAAGAAUUAGGUGAUAUUAAAGAUAAGUUAUCACCUGAUCCGAAGGACAUGUUGGCUGCUUUAGUGGGCAUAGUUGUAGAUUAUUUAAACAAGAUGGAAGGUAUCUUAAGUAAUGCGUUCCUCGCUUUGAGAGUCUUGAUGAAAUAUCAGAUUGAUAAACAAGUGGAGGCCGAGGUUCAGCAUAGAUUAGCCAUGAAAGAAGUGCAGAGGAAAGCCAGGGCAAUGAAGGAACCAAAAAAGAAUGUGAACUCUCUGGCUAAAUCUCUUAAGAAAGCCAAAAAUAAAUUGAAGAAUGCCAAACAGAAUACAAAAAACUUUGCUACGGAUAGGCAAUACCUAGAUCUUCUAUCAAGGUAUAACAACAUGAUGAAACUUUACCAGGGCAUGCAGAGAGAUAUGGAAGUCUUACAAGGUGACUUCCAUGAUACAAUGCAGAAAAAGUUGGAAGAGCAGGAGACGAUAAUGAUAUCACAGAUUAAAAUGGAGAAGAAACAGAAAAGGGCACAAGUUGAUGAACACCUGAAGAUGUCUAUAGCUGAUCAGAAACAGAAUCUGAAGAUAUUGAGCAUUGCAUAUGAGCAAAAUAAGAUAUCUAAAGAAACUCAAAUGAUGGGCACUGCAAUGAUACAGAAAACUAUGGAAAUUCCACGUCGCAAACUGAAGACAUUGUUCGAAAAGUACAUCACUUACAGAACCAUUAAAGACUCGAAAGAAAGAGUGGCAAGGGUUUUGAGUGACGAAAAGAUGAAUUUGUCUGAUGAUACACGCGAGGAUAUGGAGCAAUAUAUACACACAAUCGAUGGCAAAUUUAGGCAAAGCAUGAAGAGAUGGAAAGAGGAAAUGCAAGAACUGGACCAGGAGAAAAUGGAUCUGCAUAAAAGAAUUUACAAUUUGUUUAAUGAGGCCCUUGUUGAGAGGGGUGUUCUAUUUGUACAUCCGUUGCUUAGAGACCAGAACAAAACAGAGAAUAUUACGAAAGCGGCUUCUAUGAUGAACAGAAAACGACUGCAACAUAUUCUCUUUAAACGAAAACAACUAUGCAAG